UCAACCAUAACUGCCUUACUUUGUUAAUUUUCAAUUUAGCUAAUCUAAUUACCAUAUUUAUUUUUAAACUUACUAUUAUCGGUGUUACUUUAUGUUUCUUUUAUUUUUUAAAAUAAAUUUAUCAAUAAAUGUUAUUGUCAGUGUUUAUAAUUUAUAAUAAUAUAUAAAUGAUUUUAAUCAAGUUACUUGAAUAACUAUAUAUUUAAAUAGUAAUAGUUGAAUAUAAAUAACGCGAUGCACUAAAAUGAUGCCAUCUCUUAUACCGUUCAGUGUUCGUGAUAUUUUGAAUGAUAAUCAUAUUGAGACAAUGGAUUCAUACAAUUCUCAUGGACAGACAUCACAAAAUUUUAAUUUAUCACAAGACUACUAUGGAUAUAAUACAACUCCAGAAACUCAUUGGGAUAUUGACAAGUAUAAAGAACAAUUACAAUCGACUCAACAAGUAAACAAUCAAAAUUACUCAGAUUUGAAUAAUAUUCAACCCUUGGGGCAUAUUGUAACUCCGUAUCAAGAAACUCCGGUUGUAGAAGAUGGAAAUAUCGUAACAUCAAGUAAAACAGAGUUAAGAAAAAAUCAAUCUGGAAAAAGAACAAAAAGAAAACCCCGAGUCCUUUUUUCUCAGGCUCAAGUUUACGAAUUAGAGCAGCGUUUUAAACAACAGCGAUACCUGAGUGCACCAGAACGUGAGGUGUUGGCAUCAACAUUGAAACUUACAAGCACUCAAGUAAAAAUUUGGUUUCAAAAUCGCCGUUACAAAAAUAAACGCGCGCGAAUUGAAGAUGCUGAAAAACAUGUACAAUCUCAAAAUAUUAAAAAUCAAUCAUCAGUUAAAAAAAUUAGUGUGCCUGUGUUAAUAAAAGAUGGAAAACCAAAUAAUCGUGAUUCUUGUGGAAUAAAUUAUUGGACUAAUGGAUUUAGAUCUGAUCUCAAUACACAGGAAAUCCAACAAGACUUUGGUCACGUUCGAUUGAGUCCUGACUAUAGAAUAAUAAACGAUAUACGACAAGACACUACAAGCAUUGCUAGUGAAUUUAGAAAUAAUUUUAGUCCGAACCAAGAUAUUCAUCGGCAUGGUUUUUCAUCAUCGAUUGACUAUCGGACGAAUAAUAAUUUUAGUUCAUCGGGAAUAAAAUCUAUCAAGACUGAAUAUAAAGACUUUAAUGAUAUGUCUAAUUUUAACGAAUUUAAACCCGUUUCAUCUGACGAAAAAUCCGGAAUGAUACUUAAUAAUGAAAAUCGUUCUAUUAUGGAUAUAUCUGGGAAUGAUUUUGCUUUUUCUAAUUACAAUAAUCCAUCAAAUUAUCAAAUGAGUUAUGUUAAUUAUAUGGAACAAUUACCGAUAGAUCAGAGCAUUCAGCGACUUUGGUAAUUUAUUUUAACGAUUUAGUAUAACGAUUCAAAGAGUAGAUAUGC
Microplitis demolitor is the source of this 1413-nucleotide messenger RNA. RefSeq names its product homeobox protein Nkx-2.5-like. Gene Ontology annotation, cellular component: nucleus. Gene Ontology annotation, biological process: cell differentiation; regulation of transcription by RNA polymerase II. The record is from RefSeq and is a predicted model, not a curated record. The coding region runs from base 245 to 1369 and encodes 374 amino acids. The transcript has 3 exons. NCBI's taxonomy places the organism in Eukaryota, Metazoa, Arthropoda, Insecta, Hymenoptera, Braconidae. Gene Ontology annotation, molecular function: DNA-binding transcription factor activity, RNA polymerase II-specific; RNA polymerase II cis-regulatory region sequence-specific DNA binding.